Messenger RNA from Adineta ricciae, 774 nucleotides. The record is from the annotation of a GenBank genome assembly. Lineage: Eukaryota; Metazoa; Rotifera; Eurotatoria; Adinetida; Adinetidae.
AUGGAAAUCCGUUCAGAUCUGUUUAAAGCACCAUGUUACGCACGAUCUCAUCAAGGAGUCUGUAUCGAACCAUUCGAUUGCUCUUCAGCCAUAAUCUCAAAAUCAUCUAAUGCGUUGUUUUCUGAGAGUAUCAUCGAACCACCAUUCUGCGGUUUAAAUAUCAUCCAACGUCUUUAUCAUAAAGUUGAUCUUUACCAAACACCUUCGACAAACGAGACGAAUCAAAUACUUGAACAAUUGACUAAGAUUAUAAAACAACAUGUACCUAAUUUUUCCUUCAAUGAAAACUUCGGCCAUGAUUUAGAAGAAUAUUCUACUUUAGAUGAUCAACAAGAAGAUGUAUCUUUUCUACGAAGUCCUUCCUAUUUACGAAAAUAUAUGGGACGAAAGAGAUCCGAACAUUCAUCCUAUUCCCAAAAAUUAUCUUCUGCACGAAGUUUGCGAUCAAACAAAGCCUUGAAACAAUCUUUAUCAAGACUAAACAGCGAAAGCAGUGAAGAUAAACAUCAUCUUGACAAUGACCAACUUAUCAGUGCUACCGAUUUGAAAAGAAAUCCUAGUCAAGAUUCAAGUAAUAGCAAGAUAAACAAGUUGUCCAAGAGAAUGUCCAGCGUGUAUCAUAAUUCUCCAAAUUCGAUCAAAGCAACAUUUCAAACCAUAAUUGAUAAAACGAAAAUCAAUAAACCAAAUCUGUUCAUGCGUUUAUUAGCAGCAUCCACGAAGUGUUGUCGAACAUGUCGAAAUCGACGUUUGUUCAAUAAUACCAGGAAAUAA